AUGUCUCCCGUCCUUCUCCUCGACGGCGGCCUCGGUACGACCCUUGAAGCCGACCAUGGCAUCCGAUUCUCCCCCGCCACGCCGCUGUGGUCCUCGCACCUGCUCAUCACCAACCCCUCCGUCCUGCGAGCCGUCCACGCUGCCUUUGCUGCCUCGGGCGCCGACAUUGUGAUGACAGGCACGUACCAGGCCAGCAUCGAGGGCUUUCUCAACACCGACGCGGCGAUAACCCCCGCCCAGGCCACGGGCUACAUGCGUGCUGCCGUCGACUUGGCCCGCGAGGCCUUCCCGCCCUCCCACGCCGCGCGAGUUGCGCUCUCGCUGGGCCCCUAUGGAGCAGUCAUGCACCCAGUCUCGGCAGAGUAUGCGGGGGAUUACCCUGCUCCGAUGGACGAGAUCCCCGCGCUGCGGGACUGGCAUGCGGCGCGUCUGCGGCUGUUUGCCCAGGAUACCGAGACACACUCGUGGGACAAGGUCGAGUUUGUGGCGCUCGAGACGGUGAAACGCGUGUACGAGGUGACGGCCAUUCGGGCUGCUGUCGGUGAUGUCUUUGCCUCGCUCCCCUCGGCGGAAGAUAGGAAAAAGUGGUGGGUCUGUGGUGUGUUUCCUACCGAUCAGGUCGAUGAGGAGCAGGUCCGACGAUGGAUCCGGGCGUCGCUCGAGAACACCACCGCCAAUGGAGAAGAUAGUUGUCCCUUGCCCCGUCCCUGGGGAGUGGGGUUGAACUGCACCCGGAUCGAGAACGUGCCGCGCAUCAUGGAGAUCAUGGAGGAGGAAGUGACGAGAAUGGUGCAGGAGGGGACCUUUGUCGACGAGUGGCAGGCGAGUGCCACGGGUCGCCCGUGGCUGGUCGUCUAUCCGGACGGUACCCAGGGCGAACGCUACGAUCCCUCGACGAAGCAGUGGGUGAAGCGUGAUGUGGCCGACACCGUCACCCGCCCGUGGGAGGAUGUCUUCUGGGAGACCGUCCAGGCCGCCCGCCAGCGGGGGCUCUGGGAGGGGGUGAUGAUAGGAGGUUGUUGCCGUACGGGGCCUAAAGACAUUGCCGCUCUACGGAGGAAGAUUGACUCUGCUUUUUGA
This is a messenger RNA of Penicilliopsis zonata CBS 506.65, 1080 nucleotides long. RefSeq lists its product as hypothetical. Gene Ontology annotation, molecular function: S-adenosylmethionine-homocysteine S-methyltransferase activity. The record is from RefSeq and is a predicted model, not a curated record. The transcript has a single exon. The coding region runs from base 1 to 1080 and encodes 359 amino acids. Lineage: Eukaryota; Fungi; Ascomycota; Eurotiomycetes; Eurotiales; Aspergillaceae. Gene Ontology annotation, biological process: S-methylmethionine cycle.